Drosophila ananassae is the source of this 2734-nucleotide messenger RNA. Its product is annotated as transcription factor mef2A. Lineage: Eukaryota; Metazoa; Arthropoda; Insecta; Diptera; Drosophilidae. Bases 551 to 2416 code for a protein of 621 amino acids. The record is from RefSeq and is a predicted model, not a curated record. The transcript has 4 exons.
UUCGGCGUUAAUACCAAAAAGCGACUUGGAGCGGCAGAAGCAGCGGCCAGAGGAGGCCAUGCACUACCAAGUAAUCAUUUACCCCUCAUCGUGUUCGGACGUUCAGAGAAAAAGCUGAGCGUUUCUUUACUUUCCGCCCAAACGAAUUUUGAGUUGCGCGCGCGCCAAUAAAUUUUGCAGAAAUUGAAAUUGAAAUUGAUUUCCAUUAAUUUGGAUUGGAAAAAUUCGAACGAGUGUCAAAAACCGUUUCAAUUGUUGAGCGCGAAAGUGUGCUUGUGUGUGAGAGUGUGAGUUGGCGGAUGUGAGUGCGUGAAAAAAUGCAACAAUAAAUAUUAAACACAAAAAAAAAUAAAUAAUAAUAAUAAAAUAGUUGAAGAGGAAACCAUCAACAAUGCCAAUUUAAACGAGAGCUAAGCGCUUAGACCAAACAAACCCAAAAGGAAAUAGGCGCAUUUGGCGAAAAAGAAAAAUAAUAAUAAAUAGGCAUAGCGAAUAAAUUAAAGAAAAAUAUUGCAAAUUCCUGUUUGUACAAAAUACAACAGCAACAAAUAUGCAGCAAACAGCGGAUCUUGAGUUUGAUUUCCAGAUGCCGUGUCGCUAUUUCAAAAGUUCUUUUGCGCGUUCGCUUUCGCUGAACAACAACAAUGGGAACGGGAACGGCAACAGCAAUUCCUUGACAUUGCCCAAGAAACCGCAGACAAACGAGGCCAAACAGCAACAGCAACAACAACAAGAUGUACAGAAUAAGGAGACACCACUAGAGGGGGGCUGCGAAUUGGAGUCUCCCUGCGCGACGCCGCCACCAGCUCUGCCGGCGCGACGUCACACGGCCAACGUACACAUACACUUUGGCGCAGCAGUAGCAGCAGCAUCUAAUCAGCUGCUGCCACAUUCUCCACACACCCCACAGCAGCACCACCAGCAGCAGCAACCACCGCAGCAGCAAUCUGGCAGGAAUCUCAACCUCGUCUGGCCGUUGCAGCAGCCACAUCAGCCGCAGCAGGAUUCCAACAACAUCAUGGCCGCACCCAGCCAAAGCCACAGCCACAGCCACCACAUCUAUGACUUGCCACAGCAAUUGCAGCAGCAACAACAUCUACAAUUGCAACAACAACAACAGCAACAGCAUCAACAUCAGCAGCAACUAAAUGUCGAGGCUGUCAUAUUGCAGAAUCAGGUGGAUACAUUGCAUUGGCAAUUGAAACAGACGGAAACCAAUUGUGAGAUGUACCGGGCAGUAAUGGAGGAAGUGGCUCGAUUCUUCGAACGCUACCAGCAGCUCCAGCAACUCCAGGCCACCCACCGGAAUGGCGAGCAAAUCUCCCGCUCCAAGAGCCUCCACCAUGUCCACGGCGUGGGAAACACCUCGCUGCAGAGUGAUGGUCGAGAUGAUGAUGCCGCGAGUGCCGGAUCCGCCUCGUAUCUUCGAGCCCGGAGCAGUACUAACUUGAUGUUGAAUAAAUCAAUGCAUGCCAUGAACGAAGAGCAUAAUUAUGAGACUAUUGCGCCGGCUGGGAGUUAUAAUGCAUUUAAGGAUUUUACAUGGCGCCGCUCACCGAAGAAAUCCGGAGGCACUGGAGGUUGCAAGGCGCGACUUUCCACCCCCGAGGCUGCCGAGGAGAAGCUCAACCAGGAGGCCUUCCGACUUGCCCGCACCAUUCGGAAUCUGCUCCACACCUCGCAACAGCAGCCGGAUCUCACCCAGCCCCGGCACUCCAUUGCAUCGCUGCCGGGAGGCAACCACCGACUGUGCAAGGGCAAGACCAGUUCGGUGAUGACACUGUGCACCCCACCGCUGCACAACUCCACCAGCAUCAUGAACGGCACCAUGGAGGCUUCCUCGCCAGUCGCCAAAUCGAAUGCAGAGCUCAUCUUUCUGCGAGCCAACAAUAUGCGGGACUCGAGGCUCUCGCUGCGCAGCUCCACCGACAGUUCCGUGCAUUCCACCAUCUCCUCGACAGCGUCCUCCUCCUCCAAGGUGGAAACCGACGAGGAAACCCAGAGCAGCAGCAACAGCAGCGGCAACAGCAACAGCAACACCACAACCACCGCCAACAAUAUAGCCAUUAGCAGCAACAAACCCACCAGCAACAGCAAGCAGAGCGGCUCCAGCACGGAAGACGAAAGUGGAUUCAGUUCGAUUAGUUCCUUUCACGACGUGGGCCUGCCCCUGAGCUCCACCCUGAUGAACGGCAGUCAGCGGCGUCUCUCCAUGUCGCCGGACAGUCGCAACUCGACGCUAAAAUCGGCCCUGAACGGAGUGGGGCUGCCCACCCUCCAAUCCCAGACCCAGAUUCAGGUCCAGGCACAGAUUUCGCCCAGCCAGUCGCCCUCGAAGACGUAUCGGAAUGCGAAUCGCUACCAGCGCUUCUCCACCUUAUCCAAUGAAGACGCAGCCGCCGUAUUGUGGGUCUAGAGAUUAGAGAUUUCUUUAAAAAAUAUAUAGGAACUGUUUUGAGAAAAUAAUUGCUCAAUUUUUGGAAUUGAAAUUUAAGUUUUGAAACAGACCGGCCCCCCUGCCUUUAUUUUAGUUUCUUGUAAGCAGCCCCCCAAAUAGCAUUUUAGUUUUGUUUUUUUCUCUAGUGCCUCCGCUUAGAAUUUAGUUAACAACACUUUUUUAAUUUGUAUGUUAUCGUUUAAUUUUUUUAAGUACCAAUCAAGCAUUUAACAAUAUGUACAUUUAAUGGCCUUAAGUUUACCAGUAUUUAUGAAUAAAAAUUAAUUUAUGAUGAUA